AAGUUGGAGCAUGAUUUAUUAUUGAUUGUCUUCCUUAUGAGUGGCGGUGGCAGCCUAUUAUGCAUAUUAAUGCAUUCCUUUCUGGUAAUUCUUUUGGCAGCCAAUAAUUCUUCCGGGUUUUUAUUACGUUGUUAUUACUUCCUUAUCGAUCAUUAAAUCAUCAAUUUCUGAGGCGACCUGUUGAUAUUUCGAGUGGUUAGCGAACGAGUAUAAAUUAUUGUAUUCAUUGUAUGGGACCGAGGUGGGACAAUUUAAUUGGGUGUCCUAUGUCUUUCCUAGUGUCACUAUUAUUCUCAAAGCCCUAAUCUAAGACAUGAACAUAUGGUUGCUCACUUUGCUAGCGCAACUUUGCCUUAAAACGGGAGGUCCGGAGGACGAUUCCCAACAAUCACAUAUUAUCUUAUCUACUUCGAGCCUUCCCGUGCGGGGUGUGGACUGUGGGCUGAGGCCAAGGCCCAUUGUAGAGAUGUUGCGCUCGAACCAUUUUUUCACAAAAAAAUAGUACCACCACGAAUAGAAAAUAAAAUAAAAUAAUAUGGGUGAACGGAUUUUUUUGGAGAAAUGCACUUUGCUUUAUUAGUUGGUUUGGAUUACUUACUUCCCCUAUAUAAUAUGUUGCGAUCUAAGCAAAAUCUAGACAUGUUCUCAUGUUUUUAUUCACGUGGAGGUCAGAAGUAACUAGGUUGCUUACCCUUAUUUUCUUAUAUAUCAGCUCAUACAACUAGAGGCUCCACCCACUUACAAAACUCCUCACAAUUUCAGCCACUAAAUAUGAACGGUGGAGCAAAAAAUAGCCGUGUUGCAGAGAAAAGAGCAUGCAAAACAGUUGAUUGGCUAGCAAAGGUAAAUAUAUGAGAGAACGCAUGCACACCAAAGAGUGUAUGCAGAUCGUGCUUCAAAGUUUAUUGUUUUCAUAUAAUAGUUGGUCCAAUAAAGUGUAUUUUACAAAUUAAGGAAGGUAACCUAUUUACUGUAUUAAGCAAAAAGGAGAAUGCACGGGUAUUCACGAUAAAGUAGUCCCGCCUCAGUCUCUUACAUCAAAUCCCUUACUAGAAGUUGAAAAUUUGUACCUGCUGCAAUUUUGAGUAGCUUGAAAAUUUAAGUGGCAUUUGGGAAUAUGAAAUAUUAUGAACUUUCCAAAAAAAGAAAUAUUAUCAACGUGAUAUAUGGAAUUUUCUUAAACAAAUAGUAUGAGGUGAUUCGUGCAUAACAUAUGAUGUAUAUCUAAAUAUCACAAUGAGAAAAGAUAAAAAAUCUAAAACAAAACUAUAUUGUUAACAUGCACUUAUUUGAAUAUGUGUUCUUUUCUUAAAAAACAAAUUACAUAUUCACAUAAUAAAAGACCGUUUGAACCAGUUACAAAAAAAUUAGUUCUUAAAGUUUAAACAUUCCUUGAGCUGGCGCGGUUCAAUGACACGUGUGUCAAUUUCAUCACGUUGGGAUUGACCACAUUCAGGCGCAUUUUCAUCGUUUGGAAACCAAGGCCAUCUUGGGUGAAGAUGGGAAGAAGGAUAAGCGGCGAUACGGGUAGAGCGCCACGUUGAAUUAGAAGACGUGGACAUGCUUGUACCAUGCUUAUUGGGUUCACGUUGUUUUUUUUCACCCGUUUCAAUGUAGGAGCAUGUUUGCUAGUAUAUACACACGCAAUGCUGGCUUCGCCUACAACUGGGAAUUUAGAGCUUCUUAUGAAACACUUUAGAAGUUGUGUGACUAAAAUACUCAUCACCGACGACUUGCUGACUUGUAUGAGUCAUGAUGCAUUUAUCUCUUUCCAAGAGUCCAGGUCCAUUCCACGAGUGAACCACCUUCACUGUAGCUGGCCAAAAGUGCCAUAUAAAUAGCAAUACCAUCUCCUCAGCCCGAUCGCGUCCACAACCCGAAAGACACACAAACGUUUCCUUACGCACAUACCAUGCACGUGGCCAUGAUCUGGAUGGUGGCAGCCGGCGUGAGUGUGGCGCUGGCCUCGUCGUGGAUCCUCAGCGCGCUGUGGCGGUACGUGUGGAGGCCCCGCGCCAUAACCAGGGCGUUCCGCGCGCAGGGCGUGGGCGGGCCGGACUACCGGUUCCUGGUCGGCAACAUCGGCGAGAUAAAGCGCCUCCUCAUCGAGAGCGCAGGCCUCGUGCUCGACCUAGGCUGCCAUGACUACAGCGCCCUGGUGCAGCCCCACUUUCGCAAAUGGAUGGCCCAAUACGGACGGACAUUCGUCUCGUGGCCCGGGGAGAAGCCGGAAUUGUUCAUGGGGGAUGUGAACAUGGUGAAGCAGGUGCUCUCCGACCGCACGGGGCUUUUUCCAAAGAAUCCCGUGAAUGAUCAUUUCACCCGCUUGCUUGGUAAGGGACUCAUCCUCAUCGACGGCGACGAGUGGAAGCGCCACCGGAAGGUUGUCCACCCAGUGUUCAGUGUCGACAAGCUAAAGAUGUUGGCUAUGACAGUGUCUGAUUGUGUCGGGUUAAUGCUGGCGGACUGGGAAGCAAAAUUGGAGAUGAAUCGGGGUCCUGUAGAGAUUGAUAUUAGUUGCCAGUUCGAGGAGGUUGCAGCCGACGUGAUCUCACAUGUGGCAUUUGGCAGAAACCAUAAAGAGGCCAAGGAAGUCUAUCUGGUGCAGAAAGAGCUCCAGUUUCUUGCCUUCAACAGUAUAUUUAAUGUUUUGAACCUCAUCCCGGGCUUCAGGUACCUUCCUACCAAAAAUAACCUAAAGAUGCAUAUGCUCGAGAAACAGGUGAGGAGCAUACUCAUGAACAUCAUAAAAAAUCGGGUUAACUGCAAGGACACUGUGGGAUACGGGAAUGACAUGCUUGGGAUAAUCCUGAAUGCAUGCGCGCCAGAGCACGUGCAAAACCCCCUCAUGAGCAUGGAGGAGAUCAUAGAAGAGUGCAAGACUUUUUACUUAGCUGGACAUGAGACCACCGCGCAGCUGCUCACCUGGACUAUGUUCUUGUUAAGCACACACUCAGAGUGGCAAGAGAAGCUCAGGGAGGAGGUGGUGAGAGAAUGUGGCAAGGAUAUCCCUACAGAUGACAAGCUCAACAAUAUGAAGCUGGUCAACAUGUUCAUUCUAGAAACUCUCAGGCUAUACGGCCCGGUCACAAACAUCCAGAGGAAAACAGGCUCCAAUCUUGAGCUCGGCGGCAUCAAGGUACCGGAAGGCACAAUUCUAUCAACACCGAUCAAGACGAUACACCGUGACAAGGAACUUUGGGGCAAGGACGCUGAAGAGUUCAAGCCACAGAGAUUCGAGAACGGGGUGGGCAGGGCUGCGAAGCACCCAUAUGCAUUUCUACCUUUCUCUAUAGGGCCAAGGGCUUGCAUUGGGCAGAACUUUACAAUGAUCGAGGCGAAGGUUGUGUUCGCGAUGAUCCUGCAGAGGUUCUCAGUCUCGCUUUCCCCCAACUAUGUCCAUGCACCGAUGGAUGUAUUCACGAUACGGCCCAGAUACGGUCUGCAAGUCGUCAUCAACAGCUUGCAGAUCUAGAUUUGUGCUUUUAUUGGGAAAAUGUGUUGCUACCUAACAUGGAAUGUAGCACGGAACAUGCAACUCAAUCCAUGAUUGGCUAUUAAUAAUUCAAUUAUUUCAUCAUCUUCAAUGUACUACAGCCUCCCCAUUACACUUCAAUAAAGUUGCUACUUAAUGCAUAGAAAAUGAUGGAUUAUGCACGUGGGUAGGUUUCAAUAUACAAUCUUCAUUGUUUUGGA
Messenger RNA from Aegilops tauschii subsp. strangulata, 3696 nucleotides. RefSeq names its product cytochrome P450 709B3. Lineage: Eukaryota; Viridiplantae; Streptophyta; Magnoliopsida; Poales; Poaceae. The record is from RefSeq and is a predicted model, not a curated record. Gene Ontology annotation, molecular function: monooxygenase activity; oxidoreductase activity, acting on paired donors, with incorporation or reduction of molecular oxygen; heme binding.